Leguminivora glycinivorella is the source of this 1997-nucleotide messenger RNA. RefSeq names its product protein doublesex-like. The transcript has 2 exons. Lineage: Eukaryota; Metazoa; Arthropoda; Insecta; Lepidoptera; Tortricidae. Bases 143 to 1288 code for a protein of 381 amino acids. The record is from RefSeq and is a predicted model, not a curated record.
GCGUAGUGGCCUCGGCUUGUAGUACGACUAAACCUAGGAUAGGACAACAAAAUGUGAAAUAGGUUGCGUCUAUAGUGUUACAGUGUUGCUCGAGACUCGUAUGCUGGACAGAUAUCUAGAUAGUGUGUGAUAAGACUGAGACAUGGAUUUGAGUAAAUACCUUGCAGUGCUGGUGAUGCUUCUGGUGGACGGCGGCGAGAGCGGUGGACACGGGGAGAAACAUCAUGAUCAUGUGAAAGUACACGUACCCGAGUUUAUUCACCACGAUCACCAUACAAAAGUGAUAACGAUUCACCAUCAUCACUAUAAACCAAAGAAGGAACAUCACCAUCACCACCACCAUCACCAUCACAAACCCCACAUUCCUCACGGACACCACUACCAUCAUGUGAAGAAGGUACACAAAAAGAAGACGGAGAGCAAAGGACACCAUGGUCACCACGGCCACCACGGUCACCAUGGGCACCACGGUCACCACGGGCACCACCACGGGCACCACGGCCAUCACGGCCAUCACGGCCACCACGGUGGUCAUCAUCACCACGACAUCCCCUCGUCGUAUUUCCCUCAACACGAUGUCCCUUCAUUUAGCUACGACCCCACGCCCACGACUUUUGAAGAGGACUUCGGUGGCUACAGCCCCGCAGCGCCGGCUUACGGUGCGCCCUCAUUCAUUCCUCGGACGCCACAGGUCCAUGGCAUAACACACACUGUCAAGCAGGUCAAAGUGUUCGAUUCGUUGCCGGGGGGCUUACCAAGUAUCACGAACGGUCACGCCGCCGGCGGCGGUGGCUAUCAAGUGACAGAAGAAGGAGAUGAAGAAGAUGACGCUUUUACAGCAAUAGAUGGACUUCAACAAAGUUUUCCCGGUACGUUCGCUUUCGUCCAAAACGCGGCGCCGGAACCGGCAUCUAACGAUAUAUUUUCCUCUCUGGCUCCCCAAAGCACAAGUCAGGUUGCCAGUCACGAUCCGUUUGCGGAGUCACCCACGCCUACGGCGUUUAGCGGGAACGAAUUCACCAGCCCCUCGGUUCAGGCUCCGCUGUCUUCUUUAGCGCCGACCGAGAACGUUCUGCCCAGCGCUCAGUCGACUCCAGAGUUCCCGGUGACAUUCCAAGCGGCCCCGUCCGGGUUUGACGAUCCGGCGAACGCGUUCGCGGCGGCGCCGUCCGGCAGCACGGCGCUCUCGCCCGAGGACAAGGCGGUGAACGACAUCGUGUCCUACUCCCGGGUCGCCGGCAUACAGCAAACUAUCAACACCGGAGGACACGAGACUGUGGUCUAUUAGUACAUAUUAUUUAAACCUUAUUUAAGUCAUGUGUAGAAACCUAUAUCAACGACGCCACAAUAUGUUCGGUCGGUUCCAUUGUGCUUGUAAAAAUUCAGAUAGUAUUUAGAUCAAGAAUAAUCCUAAUUAAUGAGAAUUAGUUGCUCUGAACACUGUAACAGGCAGCGGGAUAUUUUACAUCAUACCUUGUUAGUUUAGAUUGGUAUGCUUAUAUAUUAAGAUACCUACUCGUACAAUUAACCAAGUAACAUCAUUUAGAGCAGUUGAGCUGAGAGCUUAGGAAAUAUUUCGUUACUUCGAAAAGAUCUUGUAUCGCAUUGCUCUUCCAAACUUAGGAAGACAGAAACAAAGUAGGAAAUGAUUCUCUAUUAAAAUAGUUACGUACAAUGUUUACUAAAAAUAAAAAUAUGAACGCAAGUGCUUUUACUUUUUUUCAGAAUCAUUAGUUAAAAAAAUGUGCCAGUAUUGUGUAUUGUAUCGAAAACUCCAGAACCGUUAAAAAACAAUAAAAAAGACUUAAUUAUAGUCUGUUGUUUUUAAAACUAAUAAAGCUUGAGAUAACGAGCGCAAAAUGCAAAUUAAAUAAUACCUACGAUGAUAAAAAUAACUACAAUUUUUUAAAUGUGGUAACAUCAUGUGUAGAACUUAUAUGCUAAGAGUUCUGCUGAUUAUAAUGAAAGUACAAAAUAAAAUAAAAAACCGAAACAAA